AUGAGCCUGAGAAAUCUAAAGGAAUGGACCAUUAUUGCCAAAGAAGCAUUCAACGGAUCCUUCUUCGUAGCAAAAGCUCUCUGCUUUCUCCAUGUAACCAACACCUAUGUCUUAUCUGUUGUUUCUCUCUAUGGACCAAGUAUGCUCCCUAUCUUUAACAUUACUGGUGAUUUGGCAUUGGCUGAGAGGAUUUCACACAAGUUUGGCAAAGUAGGUGCUGGAGAUAUUGUUCUUGUAACAUCACCUCUGGAGCCAAGAAAAAUUGUGACUAAAAGAAUUAUAGGUGUUGAGGGUGAUUCUGUCACUUAUGUUGUUGACCCCAAUAACAGUGAUCGAACUCAGACUAUUGUGGUUCCUAAGGGGCAUAUUUGGGUGGAGGGAGAUAACAUAUAUAGCAGCAAGGAUUCAAGAAACUUUGGGGCAGUUCCUUAUGGCCUUCUUCAAGGGAAAAUGUUUUGGAAGAUAUGGCCACCUAAAGAUUUCGGAUCACUUGGAAAAAAGAGCAAAAUAACUGAAUGA
This is a messenger RNA of Dovyalis caffra, 519 nucleotides long. The record is from the annotation of a GenBank genome assembly. NCBI's taxonomy places the organism in Eukaryota, Viridiplantae, Streptophyta, Magnoliopsida, Malpighiales, Salicaceae.